GAGAAACUUUUAGCACCUGUUCCAGAGGCAGAACUUUUGGAGAUACGCGCGGGCUGCGCGAAAACCAGCGCGUGAAAAAAAGACACACUUUCCUUGGGACAGCCAAAGGGAUUCAUUCACAAGGGAAUUUUUGUGCGUAUUUAAUGGUGACUUCUGCUGCGUCCAUGUCUGACAUGUACAAUCUGGACUCGCAGUGCGUAACGCCACCAUGCAACAUGAGCUGGGCCAUGGAGCCUGCCAACUUUUAUGAUAAUAAAGGAGAUGCAAAACCAGGAGAGAACAACAACAACAACAGCAGCAGCACUGGCAACAUGAUGGAGCUCAGCAAUGCUCCUGCUAUCUAUGACGAUGAGAGCGCCAUCGACUUCAGCGCCUACAUUGAGUCCAUGUCAACGGUCCCGUUGGAGAUCUGCAACGACGAGCUCUUCGCAGACCUGUUCAACAAUACUGUAAAGCAAGAAAAGCCUGACUUUUACAUGUCCAACGCGUUUGCGCACAAGAGCGCGGAGAGGCACCUGGAGGGUUUCGGAAAGGGCUCGUUUUGCGCACCGAUUAAGAAGGAGGCGGACUGGAGCGACAGCGAGCACUCCUCGUCUUUACCGUCGCAGAUCGAGGCGUGCGCGCAGACCUCCGUCAACUUCAUGCACACGGGACAGCCGACGCCCCCCACCACACCUGAGCCCGAGCCCGUGGCACACAGGAGGCCAGGCAAGGAGAAGGGCAAAAAGAACGUGGACAGGCACAGUCCGGAGUACCGGCAGCGGCGCGAGAGGAACAACAUCGCCGUGCGUAAAAGCAGAGACAAGGCGAAGCAGCGCAACUUGGACAUGCAGCAAAAGAUGAUCGAGCUGGGCGCGGAAAACGAGCGUCUGCACAAAACCAUCGACCAGCUGACGAGAGAGCUGAGCAGCCUUAGAAACUUCUUCAAACAGAUGCCCGAAGCCUCGUUUGGGUCGGCGGCGCGCGCGGCUGUUGACAGUCGGUGACGCACGCACGCGCAAAAACUGCGAAAAACAAAACCCUGCCAAAAACAUACCUCAGUGAACUUGUUCUUCUUGUAGCAGACGCGCUUAAAGUUACACGUUAGACGACGAUGAUGGACUUUUUGUGAAAGCUUCUUUUGUAUUCUAAAUUAUUACAGAAAAAACUUCAUAUAUGUUUUUAUGGUACUUGUUUUUAUAAUUCCCUGAAACUUCGUAUUAAUGCCAGAGC
This is a messenger RNA of Danio rerio (zebrafish), 1212 nucleotides long. RefSeq names its product CCAAT enhancer binding protein delta (gene cebpd). Gene Ontology annotation, biological process: DNA-templated transcription; regulation of DNA-templated transcription. Lineage: Eukaryota; Metazoa; Chordata; Actinopteri; Cypriniformes; Danionidae. Gene Ontology annotation, cellular component: nucleus. The record is from RefSeq and is marked provisional. Gene Ontology annotation, molecular function: DNA-binding transcription factor activity; sequence-specific DNA binding.